This is a messenger RNA of Pararge aegeria (speckled wood butterfly), 852 nucleotides long. Its product is annotated as tubulin polymerization-promoting protein homolog. The record is from RefSeq and is a predicted model, not a curated record. Gene Ontology annotation, cellular component: microtubule. Lineage: Eukaryota; Metazoa; Arthropoda; Insecta; Lepidoptera; Nymphalidae. Gene Ontology annotation, biological process: microtubule bundle formation; microtubule polymerization; positive regulation of protein polymerization. Bases 149 to 757 code for a protein of 202 amino acids. Gene Ontology annotation, molecular function: tubulin binding. The transcript is spliced from 4 exons.
CUACAGUGGAUGUCUACACAUAAAACUCGCGCUCAGCGGACACCGUAUCGGCACCACGACAGUUUCAGUUACGCCGCGAGAGACGCGCGCCGCCACAGUGCUGUGAUAUCAUCCAUUAACACUAUUUACUUUAUCAUACUAAGAGAAAAUGUCGGAUGAGCUCGCGCAAACCGUAGAGGAAGUGACGCAGGAAGUGAAGGACGUCAAGUUGGAAAACGGGACGACACCGGGCGCGGCCAACGGAACACCGAGCAAGAAUGAAGACAAUGCUAUACCCUUUAAGGAUGCCUUUAAAAUGUUCUCAAAAUUCGGUGAUCCGAAAUCGGACGGAAAGCAGAUCACACUGUCCCAAAGCGACAAAUGGAUGAAGCAAGCAAAGGUGAUUGACGGAAAGAAAAUUACAACUACAGACACCGCUAUCCACUUCAAAAAGUUAAAAUUGGUCAAACUCGGUAUUGACGAUUAUCAGAAAUUCCUAGAAGACUUGGCGAAGAGUAAGAAAGUAGAACUUGAAGAUAUUAAGAAGAAACUAACAACCUGCGGUCAACCUGGUGUAUCAACACAUUUGACAAAAUCAGCAACAGCAGCGGCGACCGUCGAUAGGCUGACUGACACAAGCAAAUACACCGGCUCCCAUAAACAACGGUUCGAUGAGACUGGUAAAGGGAAAGGGAUAGCUGGCAGGAAGGACCUCGUCGACGGUUCGGGCUACGUCUCAGGCUACCAGCACAAAGACUCGUACAACAAGUCUCAUUAGCCUUAGUUUUGCCAUCCUAUUUACAUUGUCUUACUCUUCGAUCAAAAAUGUAUCCAGUAAGAUAUGCAGUCCCAUACAAAGUUUAGCAGAACAAU